Dromaius novaehollandiae (emu) is the source of this 1326-nucleotide messenger RNA. RefSeq lists its product as uncharacterized. Lineage: Eukaryota; Metazoa; Chordata; Aves; Casuariiformes; Dromaiidae. Bases 385 to 1299 code for a protein of 304 amino acids. The transcript has 10 exons. The record is from RefSeq and is a predicted model, not a curated record.
AGCAGCACCCCCGGCCGCCAGCAUGCCCGGGCUGCCCGCACAGGGCGGCGCCGGCGCCGGCGCCGGCGCGCGGAGGGAGCGCGGGCCGCCGCGGAGGCGCGCGGAGGGCGCCCCUGAGCUCACAGAGGGGCCCCGCGGUGCAUUGUGCUGCGUUGUGCUGCGCGGUGUUGCGUUGUGCUGCGGGGCAGUGCGCUGCUUUGCGCUGCGGUGCGGUGCUUUGCGCUGCGGUGCAGUGCAGUGCGGUGCAGUGCGGUGCGGUGCUUUCCGCUGCGGUGCGGUGCUUUCCGCUGCGGUGCGUUGUGCCGCGCCGCGCCCCGCAGACGCCGCUCCGCGCGCGCGUUGCUCGAGGGCGCCGGCGGGGGGCGGCUGCUGGCGACGGGCAGCAUGGUGCGAGCGCGGGGGGCGUCCGGCCCCGGGCGUCGCCUGCUGCUGCUGCUCGGCCUCCUGGCGGCCCUGCGUGCCCGGGACAGCCGGGCUGCUCCGCGGGCAGCGCCGGGCCCAGGCAGUGGUCUUCCAGCUUCUCAGCUGAAUCUGGUUGUUGAGCAUCAGGGGGAUGCCAGGGACGAGGCUGUGGUUAAUGGUUAUUCCGGUUCUCACCUGGAUCCCGUUGCUGAGGCUUGGGGUCUUCCCAGGGGUGGUCCAAGAGUUGUUGAGCCUCGCAGGGAUGCCAGGGGCGAUGGUUACCGAACUUUUCAGCGGUAUCCAGUUCUCGUGCCUCGCAAGGAUCCCCGGGCUGUGGCCGUAGGGGAUGGAGAUCCCUCUUCUGCUCUGGAGCCUGGCCUGGAGACUCCGAGACAUCAUGGAGGUGUUCCUAUAGGCAGCGGCCUCCCAGCUUCUCAUCUGGAUGCCAUUGUUGUGCCUCAGGGGCAUGCCAGGGUGCUUCCAAGCAUGUCACAGCCUGGAGAAGCCCCCCGCGGCAGGAAAUACGCCUUUUUUCCAACGCGCCAAGGCCUUGCUGGUGACAAAGAUGCCGAGGCUGCAGCUCAUAAAGGCCGACAAAAGCAGUGUUUGGUCUUCACUGCAGCAGUCUCGGGUUCGUUGCUGUUUGGGGUACUGCUGACCUGUAAAGUCAUUUCCCUGCUGAGGAAUGGAAAACAAGAAGCGGUACCAGCUAAUCUUGCCGCUGCCUCCGACAGACAAGAGCCCAGUAUGGAGGAAGGAAGAGCAAAGCCCGGAAGCAAAAGAAAAAAGGAUGAGUUUACUAUAGAAAAUGAAAAUCUCAACAACAGCUCCAGUCAACUUCCGAUGCCUGUUCCAAACAGAAUAAUAAAAUACGUGUACAUAUUCCGAAGAGAAUAAAAAACCUGUUGGGCUAAAAUGUUGCAA